Molecule: messenger RNA, 591 nt
Organism: Amorphotheca resinae ATCC 22711
Lineage: Eukaryota; Fungi; Ascomycota; Leotiomycetes; Helotiales; Amorphothecaceae
Exons: 2
Coding region: 1-591 (196 amino acids)
Source: RefSeq, a predicted model, not a curated record
AUGCCACGACAGCGAGUCAGCAACGGCACCGUCGGCAAGAGCCUGCAUUACUCUGUGUUUCUGCUGCUCAGCCGGGUUUGUGAGGAGGAAGCUCGCACGCGCCAGGGCGGAACAUGCCUUCCUCUCAGUCUCAUUGUAGUAUUCGAUAGCGAGACGCGCAUCGAUACAUCUCUAGUCUCUCUCCCACGGAAGCACGACGUCGCAUCAACAUACAAAGCUCAACAACACACCACCUCCUCCCGAAAAGGCGCCUCCCGACCGGUAUCCCCGUUGCCGACCGCCUUGCUCCUUGUCCUCGCCCUCGCCCUCGCCCUCGCCCGCAGCUCGAGCAUCUCUUCUCCAGUCUCCAAUCCCGCAUGGCUGCGCUCAUACACGCCGCCGCCGCUCCAUCCACUGCUUGCGAUCCAUCUGCCGGCCUCUUCUGAGAGCGCGCCCGUCGGACAGAACCUCCCUCCCGAAGCACCGUCUCCCGAUCCCUCCCUCUCUUCAGACGGGUCUCCGCAUCGACAUUGCCUUCGGUCGCCGGUCCAGCUUGCCAUAUCCGGGCACAUCCUUUAUCACGUUGGCGAGAUACUACGAAACAUACAAUAG